Molecule: messenger RNA, 1112 nt
Organism: Entelurus aequoreus (snake pipefish)
Lineage: Eukaryota; Metazoa; Chordata; Actinopteri; Syngnathiformes; Syngnathidae
Exons: 2
Coding region: 50-943 (297 amino acids)
Source: RefSeq, a predicted model, not a curated record
UGGGGUCCCCCAGGGCUCAAUACUGGGUCCCAUCCUGUUCUCCAUCUACAUGCUCCCCCUCAGCCAAGUCAUUCAUCGCCAUAAAAUUUCCUUUCACUGCUACGCUGAUGAUACUCAAAUCUAUCUUCCACUCAAGACAGAUGAUCCCUCUGGGCUGGACCUUUUGAAAGACUGCUUGCGGGACAUAAAGGAGUGGAUGUCACAAAGCUUCCUGCAGCUCAAUGACACCAAGAGUGAAAUUCUUCUGUUUGGCAACUCCACCUCGGUCAGUCAGAUCAGAAAGAAUUUGGGAAGUUUGGCCACUCUUGAAAAACCCCAUGUCAAAAACCUCGGGGUCAUAUUCGACCCAGACCUCAAGUUUGACAAACAAGUGAAAUCUGUGGUGAAAUCCUGUUUUUUCCAACUACGCACCAUAGCCAAGAUCAAGUCUUUCCUCUCCCCCAGUGACCUACGGAGGGUCGUGUUAAUGCUUAUUUUUUCUAGACUGGACUAUUGCAAUGCCCUUUAUGCUGGGGUCACCAACAAGACCAUCCAUAGCAUGCAGCUAGUACAAAAUGCGGCUGCCAGGCUGGUGACAGGCGCAAAAAUGAGGGAACAUAUUUCUCCCAUCCUCUCCUCCCUUCACUGGCUCCCAGUGAAGCGUAGAGUGAAAUUUAAGAUCGUCAUGUUCGUCUUCAAAGCGCUCAAUGGUCUCGCCCCAGCUUAUAUUAAAGAUCUCCUGGACCAACCCACCAGCUCCAGGCUGGGUCGUUGCCUUAGAUCAGACAACCAGAUGACCCUGAAGGUCCCACGGUCAAACCUAGUGACAAGGGGAGACCGUGCUUUCUCAGUGAUGGCACCUAGGUUGUGGAAUAAGCUCCCCCUGAGUAUUAAGUCCGCCACCACUCUGGACUCUUUUAGAGCACGGCUUAAAACUCACCUUUUUACCGCAGAUGACUUUUAAUCUAUGUUUUCAUUGUGAGUCUUAAAUGUUUAGUUUAGAUUCCUUUGUGUGUCUCAGUCUCUGUUUCUGUUUUUUUUUUUUUUUUUUUUUUUUUUUUUUUUUUUUUUUUUUGUUUCUCCAGUCGGGCUGCGCCCCGGGCUGAUGUAACAGUUGGUUGGGGGGCGCAUAA